AUGGUUGAAAAUAGCAACGUUGUGGAGGACUCGAAGAAUGCAGGCGCUGCUCCAGAUGGUUUGCCUGUUCAGAAUGGGGCCAAUACUGAUUCUGGUGUAGAUGCCGUGACUGGUAAUUCGAGUAGUGUAACUGGUGCUGAUGUGCCAGUCAAGCCCGCUAAACUGGCCAAACUGGCUAACUCUAAUACCACUACACCUAGUGCACCGGCACCUGGUGCCGGUGCCGGUGCAAGCGCCAGUGCGAAUUUGGCUGCGACGAACGUCGUUGUAAACACAUCCUCGCAGGAGGACAUUCCAAGAGACGUGAGAUUGCUACACUUGUUGCUGGCGUCUCAAUCCAUUCACCAGUACGAGGACCAAGUGCCGUUACAACUGAUGGAUUUCGCUUAUAGGUACACACAGGAGGUCUUGAAAGACGCCAUAGUGUACAAUGACUAUGCAGGUAAUAACCCAGGAAACCAUGCCAUGACAUCUGACGGUGCGUCUUCGACCGCUGCCACGGGACAAAGUGGCAAGAAUGCAACCGCCCAAUCGAAUGCGAAUAAUUCAAAAACAGGGCUCACGGUAGAAGAUAUACGGCUGGCAAUCGCUGCAAGAACACAGUACCAAUUCAAGCCAACUGCACCAAAGGAACUCCUCCUACAGUUGGCAUCAGAAAGAAAUAAGAAGCCGUUGCCUCAAGUCAUAGGCUCCUGGGGUAUUAGAUUACCACCUGAAAAAUACUGUCUUACUGCAAAAGAUUGGAAAUUAGAUGAGGAAAAAAAUUAA
Messenger RNA from Tetrapisispora phaffii CBS 4417, 768 nucleotides. It is a transcript of the gene TAF9, whose product is annotated as chromatin modification protein. Gene Ontology annotation, biological process: RNA polymerase II preinitiation complex assembly; DNA-templated transcription initiation. Gene Ontology annotation, cellular component: SAGA complex; transcription factor TFIID complex. Gene Ontology annotation, molecular function: RNA polymerase II general transcription initiation factor activity; transcription coactivator activity; protein heterodimerization activity. The record is from RefSeq and is a predicted model, not a curated record. NCBI's taxonomy places the organism in Eukaryota, Fungi, Ascomycota, Saccharomycetes, Saccharomycetales, Saccharomycetaceae. Bases 1 to 768 code for a protein of 255 amino acids. The transcript has a single exon.